CCUGGGCCGAAGCUCAUUACCAGCUGUCAUUUCUCUACGAUGGUGAAGAUGGUGGCAUUGACUGAAUCCAGGCAGACAGAAAGCAGAACUAGGAAAGGGAAUGUUUAUUACAAGGAGAACCAACACAACAGUCGUCAUUACAGAUCUUUGGUGCUCGGGGCCUUGUUGAUAUUCAAGGUAGCCCAGAGAACCAUGAAGGUGAUCAUAGAUACUGAUCCUGGACUGGAUGAUGCUAUGGCAGUAUUGGUUGCUCUUGAUGCCCACAAGAAGGGACUCAUAAAAAUCCUUGGUGUAACACUGACACAUGGGAACACAUCCUUGGAUAAUGCUGCAUGCAAUAUGAUGAGGACUCUUACCACAGUGAAGAUGGAGAAGGAGCAGUAUGCCCCUUUUUGGAACCUUAUCCCUCAAGAGACUCACCUUUCCAUGGCCAUGAUGGAUUUGGAGAUGCAAAAUUUGAAUCAGAUCCAGACCUAUCACUCAUUUCUAAAGAGCAUGCUGUCAGUGCUAUCACACGUUUCUCAAGAGAAAAUCCUGGUAUGUUUGCUGUUCUCCCAUAGACAUUGUUAUAAUUCUAGGAACAUCAAAACUGCUUAUCUAUUGCAACUAGGAGAGGUGGUGUUGAUUGCACUGGGACCUCUGACGAAUGUUGCUCUCGCCAUGAGAAUGGAUCCUUCUCUGGGAGGAAACUUGAAAGAAAUAUUCAUAAUGGGUGGCAAUAGUGAAGGACUGGGAAACGUCACACCGUGUGCUGAAUUCAAUUUUCAUUGUGAUCCUGAAGCUGCCUACACAGUCCUGCAAGAGUGCAAGUGUCCGACAUAUCUCAUCACAUGGGAGCUAUGUCUUAAGAGGGCUGAAUUGACACUGGAUUGGAGAAAAAACGUCCUAGGAAAGGUCAGCACACCCGAGGCAAGGCUGAUGAAUUCCAUUGAGGCUAAAUCAUUGUCACUUUAUAAAUAUCAAACAUACAUUGUGUGUGAUCAGAUAGCUGUAGCAGUUGCCAUUUAUAGAAACCUCAUCAUUGCAUCAAGCGACCACUAUGCAUCUGUGGAGUUACAUGGGAUGUUUACCAGGGGUCAAAUGGUAGUCGACUACAUAUCAGCCAUGAACAGAAAACCAAAUGUGACAAUGGUUGAAAAGAUUGAUGUGGAAGCAUUUAAAAAAAUCCUCAUGGUUGCUUUUGGGCACAAAGUUGAAAUGUAAAACAUGAAGAUACUAUAUUGUCUCCAAAAUGAUACAUACUCUGGGGAAGCCCAACAUGGUAGUAGACUUGAUGCUCAACAAGGAUGGUCUCGCUUAAUUCAAGAAUAACCACAUAUAGGUUUAACCAAGCCAAUAGUGGGCCUGGUCAUCAAACCAUGAAAAUGGCAAUUUUUAUUUCAAAGCAAUAUUAUGUUCAGGUUUCCAAUCAAUAAAGACUAUAAUGUCAAGAAAUCAGCAUCAUUCCUGAACAUGCAAUAAACUGAGUGCUCAAAAUUGAAAACAGA
This is a messenger RNA of Darwinula stevensoni, 1487 nucleotides long. The record is from the annotation of a GenBank genome assembly. Lineage: Eukaryota; Metazoa; Arthropoda; Ostracoda; Podocopida; Darwinulidae.